Molecule: messenger RNA, 735 nt
Organism: Moesziomyces antarcticus
Lineage: Eukaryota; Fungi; Basidiomycota; Ustilaginomycetes; Ustilaginales; Ustilaginaceae
Exons: 1
Coding region: 1-735 (244 amino acids)
Source: RefSeq, a predicted model, not a curated record
AUGGCAACGUCCAUUGCCGCUUCUCGUAGCGUCGCACCGCCACGCGAGCUGGUGGGUGUAAUUGUGGUGCUUCUCUCCCCGCGCACGCCUUCUGAUCGGCGUCGGUACGAUGCACUGCAGCAGCUGCGGCGCGAACACGACCAGGCCUAUGCGCGCUGGCUUCCACACAUCACCCUCAUCCCGCCCUUCAUCCUCUCCUCUCACCAGCCCAGCUCUACCGGCGACAUCUUCGCCGACCUUGUGAGCAGUAACGCCCAAAAGCUGGAUCGGAUCAAGCAGGUCGCGGCGGAGGUGUGUGCACGGUAUCAUGCACACGCGCUGCGUCUGGACCAGGUGGCGACAUUCCCGCUCCGCGCAUAUACGAAUGUACACCUGCGUCCAACACCCACCAACUUUACCGACCGAUCCACACCCUCGCGCAGUCAAAGCUCAGCUGGAGAGGACACAUCUUCGCGCCGGAUUGUGCAGCUGCAGGUCGAGCUCAAACAGGCAGUCCUACCCGUCGUGGGAAGCGCAAGGUCCAGGCGCGAAGUGUGGAAACCCCACGUCAGCGUCGGUCAGGCACAUGACCCAAGGCAAACUUGGCAGCUCUGUACUGCUGCCGAGGACCUACUUUCCGAAGGUGGUGAGGCAGCAUUGACGUGCGACGUCGACAGUGUCCAGCUCAUGCUCAAGCCCAAGCGCGAUCCAGGCCCAUACCACCUCCACUACUCCUUCCCGCUUGCUCGCGAAUGA